Molecule: messenger RNA, 420 nt
Organism: Oikopleura dioica
Lineage: Eukaryota; Metazoa; Chordata; Appendicularia; Copelata; Oikopleuridae
Source: the annotation of a GenBank genome assembly
AUGGACGACAGAAAGAAACAUGAACUCUGGGGAAAGAUCUUAAAAUUCUGCCAAGAGGCUUUGAAAAAGGAAGUCGCCGAUGCUGCAGAAAAGAAAAAGCAAGUUUUAUCCGAGAGAAUUGUUCCUCUUCCAAAUCUCAGUGGAAUGAGCGACGAUGAACUCCGUCAGCUGUGCCGAGAAAUUCACUCCAAAUGCGACAAAGUCGAUGAAGAAAGAUACGACCUCGAGAUCAAAGUCAACAAGUUCGACUCUGAAGUUAAAGAUCUCGAAAUCAAAAUUAUGGAUCUCCGAGGAAGCAAAUUCAAGAAGCCCCCACUUCGAAAGGUAAAGAUGUCUACCGACCAGAUGCUCUCCGCGCUCCUGGGCAAGCAGGGUGGCGGCAAGCAAGAUCUCCGAUCCGGCCUCAAAAAAGUCAAGUAA